This is a messenger RNA of Colletes gigas, 1930 nucleotides long. Its product is annotated as lysosomal acid glucosylceramidase-like. Gene Ontology annotation, biological process: glucosylceramide catabolic process. The coding region runs from base 62 to 1606 and encodes 514 amino acids. The transcript has 7 exons. NCBI's taxonomy places the organism in Eukaryota, Metazoa, Arthropoda, Insecta, Hymenoptera, Colletidae. The record is from RefSeq and is a predicted model, not a curated record. Gene Ontology annotation, molecular function: glucosylceramidase activity.
AAAACGUCGACUAUAUAAGAAACUGUCCACGGAUUUGCUUUGAUUCAGUCAUUUCGAGCCAAUGUCAUCGAAGAACACUGGAAUCAUGUGGAAAACGUUCUUAGUUAUUGCCUUCUUCUGUGCUGCAGGUAACGCGAACGAUUGUGUGCCUCGAAGGUUCGGUUUUGACGGGAUCGUGUGCGUUUGCAAUGCAACGUACUGCGACGGGCUAUCGAAAAACCAACCGGAAGUCCCGGACGAAGGAAACGCUUUCAUGUACGUUUCGAACAAGAACGGACUCAGGCUCCAAGAAUCGCUGGUACAAUUCAACACCUGUCACAUCUCGCUCUUCGAGUCCACCCUGACUGUAGACACUACGAAGAGGUAUCAAACGAUAGCAGGUUUCGGGGGUGCCCUCACCGAUUCUGCCGGUUUGAACAUUAAAAAGCUCAGCUCGGCUGCACAGGAUCAGCUGUUACGGUCGUAUUACGAUCCAAAAACCGGGAGCGGAUAUAAUCUAGCCCGCCUGCCGAUUGGUGGAUCCGAUUUCUCGACGAGACCUUACACCUACGACCCCUACGACAACGACACGACCCUGGAGCACUUUAACCUUGCCUUCGAAGAUCACGAAUAUAAAAUACCGUUCCUGCAGAAAGCUCUUAAAUUAAACCCAAACCUGAAAUUGUUCGGGGCAGUCUGGUCGCCACCGCCAUGGAUGAAAACCAACAACAAAGUCAACGGAGCAGGUUUCCUCAAGAAGGAAUACUAUCAACUCUACGCGGAAUAUAUAUUGAAAUUCUUGAAGAAGUAUAAGGAGUUCGGUAUCGAUAUUGCGGCCGUUUCAACGGGUAACGAACCGGGAAAUGGCGUCGUGAUCGUCGAUCCUUUGAGCUCUAUGGGUUGGACUCCGAACACCGUGGCCAAGUGGAUCGCUAAUAAUUUGGGCCCGACUCUGGCUGCCUCUGAACACAAUCGCACGCAAAUUUUAGUCCUGGACGAUCAGAGAAUAUUUCUGCCUUGGUACGUCGAAGAAAUAGCUAAGAACGAAGAAGCGAUGAAGUACGUCGCGGGAAUAGCGUCGCAUUGGUACACCGACUUCAUAGUUCCGACGAGUGUGUUGGAUCAAACGCACGACAAAUUUCCAGACAAAUUCCUCAUCAUGACCGAGGCGUGUUUAGGAACCGGAGAACCUUUGACUCCGGUUGUAUUAGGAUCGUGGUAUCGAGGGGAAAAAUACUUUUUGAGCAUAUUAGAGUACAUGAACCAUUGGUACGCCGGAUGGGUGGACUGGAACAUGGUUCUGGACAAAACGGGCGGACCAAACUGGAUUAAAAACAACGUCGACGCGCCCAUUAUCGUGAACCCGGAGAGCGACGAAUUUUUCAAACAACCUAUGUAUUACGCUCUGAAACAUUUCAGUAGAUUCGUAGGCAGGGGCUCCGUCAAAGUUUCUGUCACCGACACCCUUCACAUCAAGUCUACAGCGUUCGUAACACCUUCGAACAAAGUUGUUGUUGUACUGUACAACAGGGGUCUUUCGCCGAAACAAGUGGUUCUGAAAGAUGCAAAGAAGAGCAGUCUUUGCCUCGAAUUAUCUCCACAGUCUAUGAACACCAUAAAAUAUUAACAGUUACUAAUAUAGCUGAUUCACACGAUGUACGAAUAUAGUACUCCUAAAUUGUGAUGUUUGUACUAAUAAGUGACACGUGCACAAUAUGAUUGUAUUAUUUUGUAGAAGUAUUUACAUCCUUGUCCUUGUUCAUUGCUAGUAUCUAUAUAAGUGAAAGUUCUUUGGGGCUACAAAUAUGUUUUGAAAAAUGUAAUGAUAAAAGAGUUCGAUCGCCACUGUUGCAAAAUAUUCUUUAACCUUGGUUAUGAGCCACACGAAGUAUGGAAUACAUCAGGUUUGAAGCGCACAUGUGUAAUUACGUGUGUCUAUCGGCUGUUCAAA